This is a messenger RNA of Equus quagga, 1153 nucleotides long. It is a transcript of the gene RPP40, whose product is annotated as ribonuclease P/MRP subunit p40. Gene Ontology annotation, molecular function: ribonuclease P activity; ribonuclease MRP activity. Gene Ontology annotation, cellular component: multimeric ribonuclease P complex; ribonuclease MRP complex. Gene Ontology annotation, biological process: tRNA 5'-leader removal; tRNA 3'-end processing; endonucleolytic cleavage in ITS1 to separate SSU-rRNA from 5.8S rRNA and LSU-rRNA from tricistronic rRNA transcript (SSU-rRNA, 5.8S rRNA, LSU-rRNA). Lineage: Eukaryota; Metazoa; Chordata; Mammalia; Perissodactyla; Equidae. The transcript is spliced from 8 exons. The coding region runs from base 43 to 1134 and encodes 363 amino acids. The record is from RefSeq and is a predicted model, not a curated record.
GCGGGGCGCCCGAGCUAGGGGAGGGCCUGCGUGGGGGAGAGCAUGGCCACGUUGCGCAGGCUGCGAGAGGUGCCUCGGCACUUGCUGGUCUGCGAGAAAUCCAACUUCGGCCACGACAAGUCGCGCCACCGGCAUCUUGUGGAGACGCACUAUCACAAUUACAGGGUUUCAUUUCUGAUUCCUGAAUGUGGGAUACUGUCAAAAGAACUGAAAAACCUGGUCAUGGAAACUGGACCCUAUUACUUUGUGAAGAAUUUACCUCUCCAUGAGUUAAUUACUCAUGAGUUCAUCAAUACUUUUGUAAAGAAAGGCUCAUGCUGUGCCCUGACAUACAAUACAAAUAUUGAUGAAGACAACACUGCUGCCCUGCUGCCCAACGGGAAAUUAAUUUUAUCACUGGAUAAAGACACUUAUGAAGAAACUGGACUUCAGGGUCAUCCAUCUCAGUAUUCUGACAGAAAAAUCAUGAAAUUUAUUGUUUCCAUUGAUUUGAUGGAUUUAUCCUGUAACCUGGAUUCUAAGAAGUAUAAACGAAUAUCUUGGUCUUUCAAAGAAAAGAAGCCUUUGAAAUUUGAUUUUCUUUUGGCUUGGCAUCAUACAGGUGCAGAAGAAUCAACGAUGAUGUCAUACUUUUCCAGUUACCGAAUUCAAGAGCAUCAGCCAAAAAUAGCCGUGAGCACGAUGACAGAUCUGCAGUGCCCAGUGCUGCAGAGCAGUGAGCUUGGGGGCAAGCCCGAGGUGGCCUGCGGGGCUCGGGAGCUCCUCGAUUGGCUGGGCGCCGUCUUCAGUGACGUCGAGCUAAAUAAUGAGCCUAAUAACUUCAUAUCAACCUAUUGCUGUCCUCAGCCAAGCACAGUGGUGGCAAAAGCCUAUUUGUGUACAAUCACUGGUUUCAUACUUCCGGAGAAGAUAUGUCUCCUGUUGGAACAGCUGUGUCGCUACUUCGAUGAGCCAAAGUUAGCUCCUUGGGUUACGUUGUCGGUUCAAGGCUUUGCAGACAGCCCUGUUUCCUGGAGAGAAAAGGAACAUGGUUUUCGAAAAGGAGGAGAACAUUUAUACAACUUUGUGAUUUUUAAUAAUCAGGACUAUUGGCUUCAGAUGGCUGUGGGGGCAAAUGAUGACUGUCCACCAUAAAAAAAUACAGACUUUAAAA